AGCUGGCUGCCCCCACCCUCACUCGGUCCAGUUUCCUGCCCCUCCCUCUGGCUCUCCUCCCUCCAGCUGUUUCUCUGGCAGAGUUUGCUCCCAUUCAGGACCGCAGCCCCGACCAGCGAGGAGCUCGGGACAGACUGAGGUCUCCCCAGGAGCCCCUUCGGGGAUGAGGGUGUCCUAGGGGUCGGGCGGGGGCUGCGCUCUGUGGGAUUCGAGGAAAUAGAGGAACUGCUUUCUGGGCAAACAGCCACAGCUGAAGACUGGUGUGAUCGGGAGAAAGAAGUCAGGAAGCACAGGUCUCCUGCACAGCCUGGUGUGGACCGAAGUCUUGGGGAGCCUUCCGGAAGACCCGGGCAGAUACCAGCCUCAAGGCAUUCUCAGCGGCGCACAGAGGGUGGCUGGACGAGGGCCCACUCAGCAGAGCUUUGGACGCUGGCACAGUGAAUGAGAAUGGGGGACAAGGAUUAUAACAGCUCCUUCCUCUACGAUGAAGACUACCCGGAAGAUCCCGACAUCAUCGUCGUGGAGGACUUUCACCCCCCAGAAAGCGGGGUGAUCACCAUCUUCCUGGUGGUGAUCUACAGCAUUGUCUGUUUCCUCGGGAUCCUGGGCAACGGCUUGGUGAUCUUCAUCGCCACCUUCAAGAUGAAGAAGACGGUGAACACUGUCUGGUUCCUCAACCUGGCCAUCGCAGACUUCCUGUUCAAUGUCUUCCUCCCGAUCCACAUCACCUAUGCCGCCAUGGACUACCACUGGGUUUUCGGGACGGCCAUGUGCAAGAUCAGCAACUUCCUGCUCAUCCACAACAUGUACGCCAGCGUCUUCCUGUUGACUGUCAUCAGCUUCGACCGCUGCAUCUCCGUGCUCCUCCCGGUCUGGUCCCAGAACCACCGCAGCCUCCGGCUGGCCUACGCGGCCUGCGUGGUCAUCUGGGUCCUGGCUUUCUUCCUGAGUUCCCCGUCCCUCGUGUUCCGGGACACGGCCAACGUGCACGGGAAGAUAUCCUGCUUCAACAACUUCAGCCUGUCCGCGGCCAGCUCUUCCCCGUGGCCCGCUUACCCCCGCCUGGACUCCGUGGGGUCCCUCCGGUACAUGGUGGUGACCAUCACGCGUUUCCUCUGUGGCUUUCUGAUCCCGGUCCUCGUCAUCACAGCCUGCUACUUCACCAUCGUCUGCAAGCUGCGGCGCAACCGCCUGGCCAAGAGCAAGAAGCCCUUCAAAAUCAUCGUGACCAUCAUCAUCACCUUCUUCCUCUGCUGGUGCCCCUACCACACCCUCUACCUCCUGGAGCUCUACCACACCGCCGUGCCUGGUGCCGUCUUCAGCUUGGGUGUGCCCCUGGCCACUGCCAUCGCCAUCGCCAACAGCUGCAUGAACCCCAUUCUCUAUGUCUUCAUGGGUCAGGACUUCAAGAAGUUCAAGGUGGCCCUCUUCUCCCGCCUGGUCAACGCUCUGAGUGAAGACACAGGGCACUCUUCCUUCCCCAGCCACAGGAGCUUCACCAGGAUGUCCUCGUUAAACGAGAGGUCCUCAAUGAACGAGAAGGAGACCAACAUGAUCUAGCCUGGCCUGGAGAGCCCCGAGGACGCUCCCAACCUUGGCGUCCAAAUCUGAGGCCUCUCAAGACCGCGGCAGGAACCUCUUCAGCACCCACCAACACCCACUGUGUUUUGCACGGGGCAGAACAGUGUUUUCAGUGGGGUGUCCAGGGCUUGGAACCCCUUCCUUCCAGUGGCAUGGGGGACCUGGAAUGACAUGCAGCUCCCAGCCUUGAACCGGCAACCCAUGCUUCCUGGGAUGCCAGCCUUGACCAACACAAAGCAAAAAAGGGAGAAUUCUCACAAGCACCCCCCUGAACUGUGACCAGCAUGUGACAGGGAGAUCGUGCUACCUACUGUGUGCUCCCCAGUAAUGAUAUGCAUACUCUACACCACAGGGGUGUCAAACUCACUUUCACCAGGGGCCAUGUCAGCCUCACGGUUGCCUUCAAAGGGCCGAAUGUAACUUUGGGACUGUAUGAAUGUAUCUACUCCUUAACGGUUAAGCAAGAGCUCGGCCCUGCUUCUGGGAGCAGAAACAAGGUGCCCGGUUGGGUCAAACAAAGUGGAGAGCUGGAUUUGGCCUGCAGGCCUUACGUUUGCCACCUGAGGGCUACGGGGUCCAUUCCUGGUGUGAGAGAGGAGGUCCGAGCAAGCCAGUGUGACACAGAUCACACCUCUCCCUGCAUGCCCACGCCACGGCCAGCCAGACCCACCACUCACGCCAUCCCUCUGGGUCCGGGCAUGUGGAAAUGCACGGGUUACCGGGGAGAGGAAGGUGACAUGGGCCCAUGAACUCCCAGGACCAUGCACUGGGCUUUCAGAUCCCCUGGGAAGACAAACAACGGGUCCUGAGGGGUCACGGGGGCUCUUUGUGGGGGCGACACAUGCAGGUUGCCUUGAGGAGUCUGGGGAGGAGGGAAAGGGAAGAGGAAGGACUUCCGGUAGCUGCAGCGUGAAGCAGCUCGCCGAGCCCCUCCCUGGGUGAGGGUCUUUUCUGCUGUAGUUAUUCUGGGGGUGGGGGUGGUGCUAGCCCUUCUCCCAACCCCUGUUCUCACUUUGCACUUGCUCUGUUGGCGGGGCUGGGUUGGGGAUGCAGCUUCACCAGCAGCCUCCACCCCAUCCCAGGAUCCCUCUCUCCUUCCCUACCCCAUUCCUGGGGGAGAGGUGAGCAAGGAGGGCAUCUCCUCUUCGUCCUUGCUCACAGCCUUGCCAGGGACUAGUCCAAAAUCAAUGUCAGAAAGCAACCUGGGAGUGCUUCGUGAGCUGCUGAGUGCACCCAAGGGCUUGGUCAAGGUCAUGGAGCCCAGUCCGGAGCCUGACUCCUUGAGCUGUGCCUCUGGGAUGCGGGUCCUGUGGUGUCAGAGGCAUGGAGCACCUGCGGGCAGCCCCUUGGCCUUUCCUCGCCCAGCACAACACCUUCCUGUGCCGCAGAGUCCUUCUCCCUCUUACAGACGACGAAGCCGAGGCUCCAGGGAGGCAGGCAACUCGCCCAGCAGCACACACGCAGCCAGCCGGGGGCUCUGUUCGGCCGUGUAGAGGGCGUGUCUGCUGAGAAUGUCCUAGACCCAAACGAUAGCCGACGUGGGGUCAGCACUCCCUGUGAUAAGCACAUUACGUCUGUCUGCUCCUCCAUCCCUCAGCUGCCCUGAGUUAGGUACAAUUACGUCUCACUUCACUUUUCCGUAUGGGUGUCCAAGGUUUAGCAGCAGGUUAAGCCACUGGAUGGAGGGCCCAGCUGGUCUCUGCCAGAGUCUGGAUUUGAAUCCGGAUCUCUGUCUGGCUCAAAUAAGGCUGCAGAGUCUUAAGGUUUUGAGAGGGGUUGGGGGGUUUGACCAUCAAUAUCUGUUCCUCAGCAGAUUAAUAUAAACAGCUUAGUGGCCUUUAAGUCAGCUUGGCGAUUCGAUUUAGAAAACGACCCAGCACCGCAGAGAAAAUGCGGCUUCCUGGACACCCACCCACACACAUGCCCAUGAGGCUCCCCGUCCUGCACCCCUGAGGCCUCAGGGAGGGCAGUGGGGACAGAGGCCUGGCUGGAGAGAGACCCUCUCGGGCCCGAGGCCCCUGGGGCCCCCCAGGUCUGCAUUCUGUUCUCUUCCAAGUCCCCUCGCUGCGAAGCCGGCCUCCACCAAGAGGCACCUAAACAGAUGUAGCAUCUGCAGAGCGCAGGUCGGCUCCAAGGCCACGGGCUAUUUGAACUCACACCUCAUUAAGAGAUGGACUGUUCCUUCACUUCUUGAGUCCCUGUGCUUGUGACAAGCCAGCUUGGAACUGAUCCCAAGCUGCAGCCUCCAAUUGCUUCCAGCAGUGUGCACUUGGGUGGUUGGGGAGCAGACAGGGGCUUUCAGGGUUGCCCAGCGCCCCCAUCCGCCUCCACCUCCAGCUUCGUGGGGGUGCAGCAACCAUGGCCUGAGAUGGCGUGGGACGCGUUCCAGGUCCCAGAGACAGUCAGCAGCCAGGUGGGCCUCUGGCCCCCGGGACGGGGCUGCUUCCUCGGCGUGGCUGCCCGCCAGGCCGGGCCCGGGGAGCCAGGAAAUCAUCGGGUCUUUGGAAAAGUUGAUGAGCAGGAGCGAAAUCCAAACCAGCUGUUUUCCUCCUUCGGGUCCUUUCUCUGGCCGCCCCGCCGGUCUUCCUGUUCUGACUGUGACAUCCCCUCAAAUGCUUAAAUGUCACCGUGACAGCCUCUUCAAUCUUGUCCCUGAAGCUUCUUCUGGGGAUCGCCACCGGUCGCACAUACAAAGUCCCUGCAAUUCAGAGUGUGUUUGCCUGCGUUACUCCACAGGCAGCCAGCAGGCUUGCCUUGUGCCCCUGAGCCUGGGCUUGGGGGGCCACAACCCGGACCCUGGGGUCUCAGAGCUGCCUCCCGGGUGGGGUGGGUGGGCCAGGGGGUGCUAAGAAGCAGGCAGAGGGACAGGACAGGGGGUGGGGACAGGAAGUGGGGAGGACAGCACAAUGGAAGUGGAGAAUAACGAUGAAGGAAAGGAGCCGGCAU
Artibeus jamaicensis (Jamaican fruit-eating bat) is the source of this 4527-nucleotide messenger RNA. It is a transcript of the gene CMKLR1, whose product is annotated as chemerin chemokine-like receptor 1. Lineage: Eukaryota; Metazoa; Chordata; Mammalia; Chiroptera; Phyllostomidae. The record is from RefSeq and is a predicted model, not a curated record. Gene Ontology annotation, cellular component: plasma membrane. The coding region runs from base 442 to 1560 and encodes 372 amino acids. Gene Ontology annotation, biological process: phospholipase C-activating G protein-coupled receptor signaling pathway; inflammatory response; complement receptor mediated signaling pathway. Gene Ontology annotation, molecular function: complement receptor activity; G protein-coupled receptor activity. The transcript has 3 exons.